Messenger RNA from Puma concolor (puma), 1389 nucleotides. The record is from RefSeq and is a predicted model, not a curated record. Lineage: Eukaryota; Metazoa; Chordata; Mammalia; Carnivora; Felidae.
AUGGACAAUGGAAUGUUUUCUAGCUUUAUCAUGAUCAAAAACCUCCUUCUCUUUUGUAUUUCCAUGAACUUAGCCAGUCACUUUGGCUUUUCACAAAUGCCAACCAGUUCAGUAAAAGAUGAGACCAAUGACAACAUCACAAUAUUUACCAGAAUCUUGGAUGGGCUCUUGGAUGGCUAUGACAAUAGACUGCGGCCUGGCCUUGGAGAGCGAAUCACUCAGGUGCGGACGGACAUCUACGUUACCAGCUUUGGCCCAGUAUCCGACACGGAAAUGGAAUAUACCAUAGAUGUGUUUUUCCGACAAAGCUGGAAAGAUGAAAGGCUUCGGUUUAAAGGGCCCAUGCAGCGCCUCCCUCUCAACAAUCUUCUCGCCAGCAAAAUCUGGACCCCAGACACAUUCUUUCACAACGGGAAGAAGUCCAUCGCCCACAAUAUGACCACGCCCAACAAGCUGCUGAGGCUGGAGGACGAUGGCACGCUGCUCUACACCAUGCGCUUGACUAUUUCUGCAGAAUGCCCAAUGCAACUUGAGGACUUCCCGAUGGAUGCCCAUGCUUGCCCUCUGAAAUUUGGCAGCUAUGCAUAUCCUAAUUCCGAAGUUGUCUAUGUGUGGACUAAUGGAACCACUAAGUCAGUGGUGGUGGCAGAAGAUGGCUCCAGGUUGAACCAGUACCACUUGAUGGGGCAGACAGUAGGCACUGAGAACAUCAGCACCAGCACAGGUGAAUACACAAUCAUGACAGCUCAUUUCCAUCUGAAGCGGAAGAUUGGGUACUUUGUCAUCCAGACCUACCUUCCCUGCAUAAUGACCGUGAUCUUGUCACAAGUGUCCUUUUGGCUGAACAGAGAAUCAGUCCCUGCCAGGACAGUGUUUGGGGUGACCACGGUGCUGACCAUGACGACCCUCAGCAUCAGUGCUCGGAACUCUCUACCCAAAGUGGCUUAUGCGACAGCCAUGGACUGGUUCAUAGCUGUGUGCUAUGCUUUCGUGUUCUCUGCGCUGAUUGAGUUUGCCACCGUCAACUAUUUCACAAAGAGAGGCUGGGCCUGGGAUGGCAAAAAAGCCUCAGAAGCAGCCAAGGUCAAGAAGGAGCGGGAACUCAUACUAAGUAAGUCAACAAAUGCUUAUACUACUGGGAAGAUGACCCACCCCCCCAACAUCCCAAAGGAACAGACCCCGGCAGGGACCUCAAAUGCAUCUUCAGCCUCAGUAAAGCCUUCCGAAGAGAAAACUUCUGAAAACAAAAAGACUUACAACAGCAUCAGCAAGAUUGACAAAAUGUCCCGAAUUGUAUUCCCAGUCUUGUUUGGCACUUUCAACUUAGUUUACUGGGCAACAUAUUUGAAUAGGGAACCGGUGAUUAAAGGGGCUGCCCCUCCAAAAUAA